Messenger RNA from Enterobius vermicularis (human pinworm), 174 nucleotides. NCBI's taxonomy places the organism in Eukaryota, Metazoa, Nematoda, Chromadorea, Rhabditida, Oxyuridae. The record is from the annotation of a GenBank genome assembly.
AACGAAGGAGAGGUGUUAAUGUUACCCACAGAAUGGAAUGGUGGUGGUGGUAGUGAUGAUGAUGAGGAAGAAAAGAAGGAGAAAGAAGAGGAGGAUGAAGACAACGAUGGCGGUAAUGGUCGUCGACCCGUUUAUUAUGGGUUGUUUAACGAAUCUGCUAAAAACAACGCUUAA